CAGCCGUCGAACGCCUUUUCUCGUUGACGAGCGACUUGGCGGCCAGUCUUCAUCAUGGCUUCGUACGAUCGUGAUCGACGCGUUUGGAGCGGUCCGCGGCAACCUUGCGUUUUCAACCCGGAGUGCAACUUCGGACAAAUAGUUCUGAAUCUGCUCGAGCGGUCGCCCGAGAAAGUGAUCCAAAUCGAUGGUGACACCGGCCGGACAAUGACCCGCGCCGAAAUGCGACUGCGGAUAGUGCGGGUGGCGCAAAAUCUGCAGAAGCUCGGCUAUGGCGUCGGUGAUAUCGCCUCGGUGGUGGCGGCGAACAGCGAAAACCUUGCGCCCCUCGUGCUUGGGCUGCAGGUGAUAGGCGUCGGGUUUAACGCGCUCGCCCCUAGCUUCGACGAGGAUGAAAUGGCGCAUAUGAUGCGUCAGACGCAGUCCAAGUUGGUGUUCUGUGACGCCGCUAACUACGACACGGUCAAGGCCGCGGCAGCCAAGGCCAUUACAGAACAAUUUCGGAUAUAUGUGAUGGAGGACGCCACCGAUGAAGCCCUUGGAGUGACACAGCUGUUUCAGCCAACGGGCUCGGAGCAAUCGUUCUACCCCAGAUACUUGAGAGAUUCGUACCAGCUAAUAGCAAACAUCACAUGUUCGUCGGGCACCACCGGACUUCCGAAGGGUGUCUGUUACUCGCACGCUCAGACAAUCGCCGGUUUUUGUAAAGUAGCAAAUCUCGAUGACGGAAUCUGCCUUAGUUUCAGCACCCUCUACUGGGGUACUGGAGUCUACCUGCUCAACAUGGCCGUCAUGAACAAUUCGACCCGUCUCGUCACCCGCCAGCCGUUCUCGGUGAAUCUGUUCUUCGAGCUGAUCCGGAUGUACCCAAUCAAAUUCCUGUACACUCCGGCGUCGCACGCCGCAGCCAUCGCAGGUGACCCGCGGGUCAAACAAACCGAUAUGAGCAGUAUUAAAAUUUGGGCCCUCGGGGCAUCGAGUGUGUCCGAGAGUAUCCGGGACGCGGUAGAUGACCUACUCAAACUCACCGGCGGGCGGUCUUACAAUUUCUACGGCACCUCGGAGAGCGGUUUUCUGGCGGCAGAUUUUUUCCGUAGGAAACCGAACGCAGUGGGGAAAGUUGGAACGAAUAUGCAGGUGCGCAUACUGGACGAAGCUGGGGAACCUCUAGGAGUCGGCGAGCAGGGUGAGGUGGUCGUCAAGUCGGUUGGGAUUCCAUUUUUGGGCUACUACAAAAACGAACAAGCGACACGGGAAGCACUCGACAAGGAAGGCUGGUUUCUGACGGGCGACAUUGGGUACUUCGACGAGGAGGGGUAUCUCUAUUUGGUGGAUCGGAAAAAAGACAUCCUCAAGUAUAUGGGCAAUCAGGUGUCACCCUCGGAGGUGGAAGCGGUCAUUGCACUUAUGGAGGGAGUAUUGCACGUUUGCGUAACCGGAGUACCUAAUGAUGACCAAACAUCGGAUCUCGUGACGGCAGUGAUACAGAGAAAUCCUCUGUUCGAACUGACUAAAGCGCAGGUGAUAAAUCACGUCGCCGGUCGACUUAGUGAACCGAAGCAUUUGCGAGGUGGCGUGUUUUUCAUCGAUGAGUUUCCAAUGACAUCCAACGGGAAGAUACUUCGAAGAAAAGUGCGGCAAAUGCUUCUGGAUGGGGUUAUUCAAUAAUGAGAUAAUAAAAAUGAAUUAAAAAACUUA
Toxorhynchites rutilus septentrionalis is the source of this 1698-nucleotide messenger RNA. RefSeq lists its product as uncharacterized. The transcript is spliced from 4 exons. Gene Ontology annotation, molecular function: long-chain fatty acid-CoA ligase activity. Lineage: Eukaryota; Metazoa; Arthropoda; Insecta; Diptera; Culicidae. Gene Ontology annotation, biological process: long-chain fatty acid metabolic process; fatty-acyl-CoA biosynthetic process. Bases 55 to 1668 code for a protein of 537 amino acids. The record is from RefSeq and is a predicted model, not a curated record.